UUCACUUUUGCAUUCAGAACAUUUCUGCACUGCUUGGACAACCGAAAGAUCUGAUUCUCCCACAAAAGUGUUACAAUGCUGGCCACAUCCGAUCCUUAUCCAUCUCCACAUGCGAAACCUGAAGCCAACGUGGAAUACGGGAAUGUGCAACGAUUUCCCGUGGAAAGCGACGAUGGCUACCGAGCGCAAGACCAAAGAAAGAAUCGAAACUCCUAUCGUCCCCUUUUCAUAACGCUUUAUGUCAUGUUGCUUCUCGCUACAGCUGGCCUCGCAUUCGCUGUCACCCGAUACGUCCAAACGGUGAAGAACAAACACAAAUCACCACCGUCUCAAGACACCACCUCAGACGGAUCCACCGAUGUCGAUAGCUCGUCUCCCGCAACGUUGGCGGAGGUAGAUCCAGACCGUGAUCUCAUCGCGUACAGAAGUGACAUUGAGUAUAUCCUUUUCACAGAGAUGGACGAAGGCUUGUCGACCGAUUUCGUCGAGGGUCCCCAGAAGAGAGCAAUUGAUUGGUUGGUUUCCGAUGAUCUUGUCUUAAACUCGACGGAGGUGCGGGCCAUGGCGGAAUACAUAAAGAACGGAGACGAAGAUUCCGUUUCGACUGUCCCCCUAGUGCAACGCUAUGCACUUAUGGUAUUGUUCUUUGCUACCAAUGGCGAACUAUGGUCGGACAGUUCUUGGAGGGAAUUGGUGAACGUUCCUGAAUGCAGAUUUAUGGGAAUAGAGUGCGACUUGGAAGGACAUAUCAAUACCCUGGACGUAGGAUACCGAAAGCUCAGGGGUCGCCUCCCCGGGGAAGUUGGAAUGCUGUCAAUGCUUACGUCUCUCAACGUCGAAAGCAACAACCUGGAAGGGACUAUUCCUUCCUUCCUUUACAAUAAAUUGACGAAACUAGGUACGAAUACAGUAGCAAGGGUUCUGUGCUAUGUCUAUCGAUACUGAUUCUUUUCUGGUUCACCGCAAUAUUUCUCCUUCACUUUUCUGGAUUCUAGAGCGCGUAGAUAUGAGGAACAAUGGAUUUUUAUCUACUAUCAGCUCGGAUAUUUCCAAGCUGACCAAUCUCAAGGCACUCUAUCUGGGCGAACUUUUCUUGACAGGUGAAGUGCCAACGGACGCGAUGAAAUCCCUGUCUUCAUUGGAAGAGAUAUCUAUUUCGCAUGCAACCGAAAUGACUGGCCCUCUUCUUGAAUUUUCUGAGCAUUGGCCAAAUCUAACGUACUUCGAUAUUUUGAGAUCAACUUUCACUGGAACGAUUCCCACCACAAUUGGAACAAAUACUAAUUUAAAGUAUAUGUGAGUUUGAUUCCCUCUUUGUUCUUCGCGUUUUUCUGGUUGUAUCUUUUCAAUCAUGGACUCGACACUUGAAUCACAAAUGAGCUUCUUGCGUUGAUUGGUUCCUUCGUCUCCUUCUCAGAUGGCUUGAACAAACUUCAAUGAACACUUCCAUCCUUCCAACCGAGCUUGGGCUACUACCAAAUCUCAAGGAAUUUAUCUUGGAUAACUUGGUGGUAGACGAUACCACCGGAACGAUUCCCACCGAACUAGGCAACUGUCAAGCUUUGACAUCGCUUCACGUUGAUAAAUUCCGUGGCCCUAUCCCUACCGAACUGGGUCGACUCACAAAUUUGAAAUUUUUGAGCAUGACGGAAGGAGGGUUGACGGGUUCUGUGCCUUCCGAACUUGGCCUCUUGACCAACUUGAAUGAAAUGUAUCUAUAUAACAAUAGAUUGGAAAGCUCCCUUCCGUCGGCAUUGGGAAACGUUCAAGGAUUGAAAAUUCUCGAUAUUUCCAUGAACAACCUGACCGGAUCAAUUCCAGAGGGGAUCUGUAGAAGUCCCUCAAUUGGAAUAAAGCGCGACUGUUUCAUCGACAAAUGCGAUUGCUGCUCUUUGUAUUGUAUAGAAGGAUAAAGUGCACCAUGGUACACCUAAAUACACAAAGCAUUGUGUGUCUCAAGGGUUGUUCGGAGGAGACAAUGAAAAAUAGAUCCAUUCCUUAGUAGAGCUUACACUUUUAAAAUAGUCUUAAAUAAUUUUUCUAUAGUAUU
This is a messenger RNA of Pseudo-nitzschia multistriata, 2050 nucleotides long. Lineage: Eukaryota; Bacillariophyta; Bacillariophyceae; Bacillariales; Bacillariaceae. The record is from the annotation of a GenBank genome assembly.